Molecule: messenger RNA, 2103 nt
Organism: Labeo rohita (rohu)
Lineage: Eukaryota; Metazoa; Chordata; Actinopteri; Cypriniformes; Cyprinidae
Product: NACHT, LRR and PYD domains-containing protein 1-like
Exons: 8
Coding region: 298-1572 (424 amino acids)
Biological process (GO): regulation of apoptotic process
Source: RefSeq, a predicted model, not a curated record
GUUUGAAAAGUUUGGAGGAAAGGAAAGGUGCAAAAACUGGAAAUCCAGUAUAUUCUGCAAAAACACAACACUUAGGAAACUCAUAGAAGAGGGGUAUCUUCAGCGUCCACAGAGGAAGAGUGGAAAGAGAACAUGUGUCCAAAAUGUACUUUGUCUCUCUAUGUGCAAUAUCAGGUUUUGCUUUUCCUUUUUUUUUUUUUUGCUUUUCUUUUGACAUUCCUCAAGUGCCUUUGUUCCUUCCUGCAAAACAUGAAUGAGCUCACAAUCAUGUCAUGGAGAAAACUUUAGCCAUCCUAGAUGCUAAAUGUCUGUUUUGUUGUUGUUGUUGUUGUUGUUUAUUUAUUUAUUGUGUUGUAUUGUAUUGUAUUUACCAACACCAGAUUUUACUGUGCUUUGGUAUGUGAUCAUUUAGGUGCCAGUGUUUUUUUUCUUUUCUUUUCUUUACCUCAGUCCUCAGAAAAUGCAGAAGUUUUCACGCCUGAAAUACCUAAGGGAAAGGAUAAGGACAAACAUAAAUAUUUAUUCAGGUUUGAGUGUCCAUAUGCUGGUCAGUUUCGUUGCAGUCUGACCAGCCUUGUGUUUGUGAUGAAGGGUGAAGGAGAGGUGCUGUAUAAAACUGUCUCAUGGGAUCCUCAUUCAUUAGAUGGUUUGGGUGAGAUGAAGCCUGCAGGGCCCUUGUAUGACAUUAACUGUUCUGAUGGUUCAAUCUCAGGACUGCACCUUCCACACUGUGAAAUAUUCUCUGAGGAAGACAUGGAUUGUUUAGCUAUAGCACAUUUGACUGAUGGUAACGUAGCAAUAAUGAAUCCUCUGAAAGUGACUGAAGCUCAUGUGAUGAUUGACAUCAAAGAUCUCUCUCUCUUUGGGCUCAUAAAAAGGAUGAUCUUUCCUCCUUCCCCUGUCACUGCCCAAGUACUUGUCUUUCUGCGACCGAUAACUGAAGGACAGAGAGAAAACAUACUGGAUGUCCAUUUGCUCCCGUGGAAUGUUCCGCUGUCAGAGGUCAAGGACCAGCACAUGGAAAAUAUGCAUAUUAAAACCACUUCAAAAUGUUUGCUCACCCCUGGAACAGAAUACCGACUGUGUUGUCAAGCAGAGACAUUUACAGUGCAGCCAGAGACUGACGUGUUUGAGUUAAAUUUUCGUCCAAACUAUCAACCCACAUUUGAAGUGUUUGUGAAUGUCAGAAAUAAGGAGGUCAAGCUAAGUCUUAUGGACAACACUGAAAGAAGAGAAGUGUGGUCUCCUAGACAAAUCCUUCUCACAGGCCAAGAGGUAGAACUCCCAGCUCACAGAAGGCCCACAGAAUCUGAAUUUGUGAACAAACACAGACGUCACCUCAUUCACAGAGUUUCAUCAGUGAUGGAGAUUGCUGAUGGUCUGAUGGCCAAAAACAUGAUUACAGGUGAAAUUUACAGUGAAGUUUAUGCUAUAAAAACACCUCAAGACAGAUUGAGACUCUUGUUGGAUGCUCUUGACUCUGGAGGAGAUUCUGUAAAAGCAGAAUUCUACAGAUUACUGAAGGAGAACGAACCUCAUCUAGUAAAUGACCUGGAUUCUGAAACUCGGUAGACCACAGUAAUGCUAAGAAAACAUUAGAGAGAAACUUCAGUCAGUUUGAGACAAACGGCAGCUACAGCUUCUUUACAUGUGCUUAUUUACAUUUACGGGUGUUUAUUUUAUGAAUUUAGUACAAGAUUUACAAAUUAUGUUUCUGGCAUAAAUCCCACAAGUUGGUGUCAAACCGUAAGGUCAUGUUCUUCAGUAUAAUGAAGCAAAGAAUGAACCAAAUAGCAACUUGUGCUUCAGCAAAAUCAAGAACAUCUGAGCAUGUCUGCUGAUUUUGCCAAUUUAAUGUAACUGUGAAAUGUAAAAUCUUCUUCUUUAUGUCAUGCUUUAAUGUUUGGAUUUGUUUAAUAUGAGGUAUGAUGCUGUUACUGUAUGACAAGAUGUUUUGAUUUUGUAAUACUGUGGAAGAAUAACCACAUGCAUUUUUUUAAGGAUAAAAUGAAGUACACGUCUUUUUUUAACGGCAUGAGGAAAUGGAUCUCAAGUCACAUGUUCUCCCACUGACACACAUUAUAAACACAUAUUGCGUGUUCA